Molecule: messenger RNA, 465 nt
Organism: Hippocampus comes (tiger tail seahorse)
Lineage: Eukaryota; Metazoa; Chordata; Actinopteri; Syngnathiformes; Syngnathidae
Product: U4/U6 small nuclear ribonucleoprotein Prp4-like
Exons: 3
Biological process (GO): mRNA splicing, via spliceosome
Cellular component (GO): U4/U6 x U5 tri-snRNP complex
Molecular function (GO): U6 snRNA binding; U4 snRNA binding
Source: RefSeq, a predicted model, not a curated record
AUUUAUUGUGAAGUGCUUCCUGUUGGCCCAGGUACCAGGAUGUCAGACGACGAGGACUUGGCUCCGGCCCCAAAGAAAGGUCGCGUGUUCUAUGGAAGCCUUGAAGAAAAAGAGCGCGAGCGCCUCAACGCAGAGAUUGCCGGCGGCCUGCCCCUAGGAAGUGAUGGCGUCAAGGCGGGAAUCGAAGCAGGAAACAUAAACAUCUCGUCUUCCGAGACACUGGAGCUGGAAGAGCACAUCAACGAGAGGCAACAGGAAGCGCUCGCCGAAUUUGAGAGGAGGCGGCGAGCGCGACAGAUCACCGUGUCGACCGAUGACACCGAGGUCAAGGCGGGGCUCCGAGCGCUCGGGGAGCCAAUCACCUUAUUUGGGGAGGGGCCGGCCGAUCGGCGAGAGCGGCUGCGUGGCAUUUUGUCCGUGGUGGGUCCAGAUGCCCUGAAGAAGUCUAGGAGAGAUGAAGAGCGA